GUCACGAGUAAAUCAGCCAAACAACUUCCCAACAACAUGUUCAAAUACUUCGUUGUCGCCUUCUGCUGCUUGGCCAGCGCUGCUGCUGCUCCUGGCUAUUUGGGUGGAUUGGCCGCAGGUCCGGCUCUGCCUUUGGCCGCCGCACCGGCCAUCUCCUAUGGCCACGCCUUGGGUGCGCCUUCGCUUGCCUCGUAUGGAUUGGGUCCCAGGUAUAGCUAUGCCGCGCCAGCUCUGGCUCACGCUCCACUGGCUGCACCCGCCUUGUCCGCCUAUGGACUUGGACCCAGGAUUAGCUAUGCUUCGCCAGCUCUGGCACAUGCACCACUCGGUCUGGCACAUGCACCACUCGGCCUGACCCACGCACCACUCGCUGCUCCACUGGGACUUGGCUACAGAUCGUAUGCUGCUCCUGCUCUGAGCCUGGGCCAUGGCUGGUAGAGAAGCUCAGCCGAAAGUCGCUUGCGUUUAUUGCUUUUCGUUUCGUUGAAAAUUGUCAACCUCUGAGAGAAAGUGAAUUUGAAUAUUAAUUAUAUUUCG
Messenger RNA from Drosophila virilis, 537 nucleotides. Its product is annotated as cuticle protein 10.6. NCBI's taxonomy places the organism in Eukaryota, Metazoa, Arthropoda, Insecta, Diptera, Drosophilidae. The record is from RefSeq and is a predicted model, not a curated record.